Messenger RNA from Fusarium musae, 747 nucleotides. RefSeq lists its product as uncharacterized. The transcript is spliced from 2 exons. The record is from RefSeq and is a predicted model, not a curated record. Bases 1 to 747 code for a protein of 248 amino acids. NCBI's taxonomy places the organism in Eukaryota, Fungi, Ascomycota, Sordariomycetes, Hypocreales, Nectriaceae.
AUGCGUUUCGCGCUUCUAUGGUCGCUGCUUGCGGUAGAUUCUGUGGUCGCCAGCGUAUGUAAACCUCGCCAGUCAAGCACAGCUGGGAUUGAGACUGCGACGACAGCUACUGUCGAGUUAUCCACCGGCAUCGCGACGUCGACAGUGGAAGAUGUUACCACUACCGAAGUCGCAACGACUGUAGAGACCAGCACCGAGACUGCUGCCUCAACACUCACAGUCGCCGAAACCACAACAAGCGACAUCUCCGGACCUCUAGAAACAUUCGUCCUCGCCGCCAAAGUCGAAGGCACUGUCAGCGAAGAGCUCUCAGGCGCAGACCGCGAUGGCUCGUCAGUAGUAUGGCCAACACCACGCUUCAUCGCCAGCGGUCCAUUGAUCAUCUCCAUCGACUCCACGACGAGUUAUCUCCAAACAAUGGGUGGAUUCUACCUCUGCGUUGCAUACGGAGAUGGCACUUCAGCAAAUGGUGUCAAGCUUUGCAGCGCCGAGUCCCUUGAAACCCCUGCCUCUGGCGCUCUUACGUGUGAGCAGACGGAGGAUCGGAAGAUUGCAUGUGAAGCUCAAGCUGGGCAGUGCAUUAGCGAUGGUGAGAAUACCAUAUGCUCCGAACUUCCGGGGACGUAUGAUCAGUUCUAUUACUAUAGGGGAGCCUUUAAUGGGAUUUAUCUCGGAAUCGGGUCUGCUGUGAAUACCGAUGAGAGCCAGCAUCCUGUUGAACUCAAGGCCAGACGGAGCAGCACAUGA